Molecule: messenger RNA, 537 nt
Organism: Aspergillus oryzae RIB40
Lineage: Eukaryota; Fungi; Ascomycota; Eurotiomycetes; Eurotiales; Aspergillaceae
Exons: 1
Coding region: 1-537 (178 amino acids)
Source: RefSeq, a predicted model, not a curated record
AUGUCUGAAUUCAUCCCUACCUGGAAGCAACCCAGUCACCCGGAGACCCUCCAAGUGAUCAAAGGUGCGACACCAUACACAGCAAGUGCCCGCUCCUUAGUGGCAUUGCCUGCCGGCGCAUUGUUCAGCAAGAUCACCACGGCUAUUCCUGCGCCCAAAAAGACAUAUACGUCUGUUCAGACCGGACCGGGCCUGAAUAUCGAGCUGAUGUCCGACCUUGUCUACUGCAACCACUCCUGCUCUCCUUCCCUCGAAUUUGACAUGUCAACAUUUGAGGUCCGGGUCUCACGGGACCGGCCACUCUCCGUGGGAGACGAGUUGACAUUCUUUUAUCCCAGCACCGAAUGGGACAUGGUCCAACCAUUCAACUGCUUUUGUGGGUCUCAGAACUGCCUUGGACUCAUCGCAGGCAGUCAGGACAUGGAGGCAUCCGUUCUCAGCCGAUACUGGUUGAAUCCGCAUGUGAAGGAUUUGUUGGCAGGAAAACAGAUGACGGUGGCUCCCGAAUCUACUGAGGAGAUUUCCCUCAAAGCUUGA